This is a messenger RNA of Dermochelys coriacea (leatherback sea turtle), 1319 nucleotides long. Its product is annotated as neural Wiskott-Aldrich syndrome protein-like. The transcript has 7 exons. Gene Ontology annotation, molecular function: actin binding. The record is from RefSeq and is a predicted model, not a curated record. Lineage: Eukaryota; Metazoa; Chordata; Testudines; Dermochelyidae. Gene Ontology annotation, biological process: actin filament organization. The coding region runs from base 127 to 1110 and encodes 327 amino acids.
AGUCUACAGUCAAUACUUUACUCUGUGCUGUGGGGAGAAACAUAUGGUUAAGAACUACCAGCAAUCUUUUCUUGUUGAGUAGUUAGUUGCUGUCUCUAACAAGCAUGUUGUAUUUAAACUGAGUUUAUGUUAAGAAAAGAGAGGUGCUCUUUGUCCUCUUCUAAAAACAAAACCUUUAGCAGGGAGGGGAACAGUACUAGACUUCUAGUUUCUUUGCCUGUGUUCGAGAUGCCUUCACCAUUACCUGUGCCUCAGACAAGUUUAACUUCUCCUGAGCCUGGAAUAUCACCACCUCCAUCUUAUGUUUCUCAAACAACAAAAGAGAGGAUUAAAUGGAAAGGAAAACCCAAAAGAAACAAAAUAAAUAAAGAUGACAUUAGUUAUCCAAGCAACUUCAAGCACUUGGGCCAUGUGGGAUGGAAUUCACUAACUGGAUUUACUACUAUCUUGGAUUCAGAUCUGAAGAAGCUAGCUAUUCAGGUUGGUGUAACAGAGGAUCAUCUAAACAAAAGAACCUCUGAAAAGAUCUUUAAAACAAUUGAGAGGAAAGGAGGAAUAGAAGCUGUACGGAAAGAGGUCCAGAUGAGAGCCACAUCUUCACGAUCCAGUUCUCCUCUUCUGCUUCAUUCUACAUCAUCUUCAGAGCAAAGUUCAACUAUCAGUCCUAGUAUUGAACUAAACUCCCCAGUUCUGAGAGCAGAUGAUGGACUCAAAGCAAUUCUACUAGCCCCUCCCUCUACAUCAAAAGCGCUGUUACCUCCAUGGAAUGUCCCUUCAGUUGUCAUUGCACCAGCACCUCCAAUGCCGUCUCCUUCUAAAAGGGCAUCACCAAUGGGUCUAUGUAAACAGACUCUCAGUCUGAGAGGACCACAGCUGCAUAAAAUAAAGACUGAAAAGACCCCAACUACUUUGCAUCAAAAUGAUUUAAUGGGUCAGAUCAGAAAGGGAAUCCAGCUGAAAUCGGUGACUCUAACUCCAACAUCACCACAAUCCCCCAACGAUGGAGGACUAGUAGCUGCUCUUAAGGAUGUUAUUCAGAAGAGAUACAAGGCCCUUGACUCUUCAGGUGAGGAGACUAGAUCAGAGAACGAAGAAGAAUGGAAAGACUAAAAGGUUCUUUAUGCUUGAGGUAUAAGAAAAAUUGUAAGCAAACUUGGGUACUCCCCCUUUUUUCCCCAUCCCUGCCCCCGUAGGAAAAAGUUGAACUCUCCAGUUGCUUUUGUGUAAAUACUACCUACUAAAAUAUCAAAAUGUAGAUGGAUUUUAAAUCACCAACUUUUAAAUGUGUGAUUAUGGGGUGUAUAAAAUAAACUUUUUUU